This is a messenger RNA of Hansenula ciferrii, 1302 nucleotides long. RefSeq names its product mRNA splicing protein SAD1 (gene SAD1). Gene Ontology annotation, molecular function: cysteine-type deubiquitinase activity; zinc ion binding. The transcript has a single exon. The record is from RefSeq and is a predicted model, not a curated record. Gene Ontology annotation, biological process: protein deubiquitination. Lineage: Eukaryota; Fungi; Ascomycota; Saccharomycetes; Phaffomycetales; Wickerhamomycetaceae. The coding region runs from base 1 to 1302 and encodes 433 amino acids.
AUGAGUGAUUCAGAAGAACCAGUACCCAAAAGAUCCAAACCUCAACUAUCAGAAGAUAUUUAUCUAGACACAAUUGAUCGAAAGAAAUUAGAUUUUGAUUUUGAAAAAAUUUGCAGUGUUUCAUUAAAUAAUAUAAAUAUUUAUGGAUGUCUUACAUGUGGUAAAUAUUUUCAAGGUCGUUCACCCAAUUCAGUGGCUUUUAAUCAUAGUAUUUUGGAAAAUCAUCAUGUUUUUAUAAAUUUUAAUAAUUUUAAAGUUUAUAUCUUACCGGAAAAUUAUGAAGUUAAGUCAAAUUCAUUAAAUGAUAUUAAAUAUCAAAUAUUACCAAGUUAUACACAGGAAGAUUUGAAGAAAUUUAAUGAUCCUGGGUUUAAAGCUAGGGACUUAAAUGGGAAUGAAUACGUCCCUGGAUAUGUUGGAUUAAAUAAUAUGAAAAAUAAUGAUUAUUCAAAUGUUAUAUUACAAUCCAUAUCACAUGUUUCUUUAAUAAGAGAUAAAUUAUUAUUAUCAUCUUUGGAUUCAUAUAAAGAUGAAUUAAAUAAAAGAUUUAUAAUCCUAGUUAAGAAACUAUGGUCAUCAAAAUUAUUUAAAAAUCAUAUAUCACCUCAUGAAUUAUUACAAUAUAUUUCUAUAUUAUCAAAUAAAUCAUUUGGUAUUAAUGAACAAAAAGAUCCUAAGGAUUUUUUGAUUUGGUUUUUGAAUACUUUGAAUAAGACUUUUAAAUCAGAUAAUGAUUCAAUAUUAAGUAAGGCAAUUCAAGGUAAGAUCUUAAUCCAAAAUCAAAAACCAGGUUCAAAAGAGUUUAAAGAUAUAACAACAAAAUUCUGGUUAUUAAACCUUGAAUUACCCACAGUACCAUUCUUAAAAGAUUCCAAAGGGAUACAACAAAUCCAACAAGUUAAAUUAUCAAAAUUAUUAGAUGUUUAUAAAACACAAGAAGAACAAUUAUUAUCAAAUGGAGAAAUAAGGAAAUAUAAAAUAUUAAAAUUACCAAAAUUUUUAAUCUUAAAUUUUAAUAGAUUUAAAGAUCAAAAAUUAGAUUUAAAAUUAUCAUUAAAAGAACGAAAUCAAACACUUGUUGAAUUCCCCCUUGAAAUGGAAUUCUUGGGUUUCAAGUAUAAAUUAAUUUCAAAUGUUAUUAAUCAAGUGGAAACAAAUCAAGAUCAUGAUAAAAAUCAAUGGAAAGUUCAAUUAAGACAUCAUGAUAAUUGGUUUGAAAUUGAAGAUUUAUAUGUCAAGACUAAAGAAAAGGAGUUUUUAUUCUUGAGUGAAACUUAUAUUCAAAUAUGGGAACGUAUAUAA